AUGGUCGCCAGUCGAAAGGAACCUAAUGCAGGAGCCGCUCCUCUUCCUCCUCCACCUUUGUCGUCCAAUUCACCGUCAACUGUUUCGGUUCGUCCGGUGGUUGCACGGCCCUAUUCACAGCUCCAGUUGACCAUUGAGCCCGAUUGCUUCAUCCUACAAUCACACACGCCUGCCUCAGAGGACACCGGACCUACAGGGACCCCUCAUGCCUCGGCCGACAUCCUUCGGAUUUCUUUCCGAACUACAGACUCGAACACAAAGGAAGCACCUACAGAGCCAGCAACAGAGAAGGCAACAGAGUCCGAGGUUAAGGAGCAGGCAGAAAAGGAACCAAUCGGUCUCUCUGCGAUGUCUGAGGAGCACCCUCAGCGCGUUUCGCUUAUUUCUCCAGAUUCUUAUGUGCGAUCGGAGGGUGCUAAGGACUAUAUCAUCUAUGGCUGCAUUGGUUUCCUAGAUCUUUACUCUGGUAAGAAACACGGCCGCCCUCAAUCAUCUGUGGAAAUCAGUCCUGUGCGACUCGCCCAACUGAAUCGGAAAUUGGAGACUGACAUCACAAAUGGCUACCUGUUAUUUGUAGGUCCGCACUUCGUUGCCAUUACCUCGGUCAAGUCGCUGGGAAAUAUCGAAGACAAGCCCGUAUAUGCGAUCAACAGGGUUGCCGUCUUGCCCAUGGACGCUCACGAGGCACGCCAGAUCCUGGAUAAGCUGGCUCAACCGAUCGACUCUUCUUUGGGCCCCAUUCUGAACAUCGAGCAGGAUGCCGAACUUUUAGCCAUCCAGCAAUCGUCGCUAGCGCCUGCCGAUAUUCCAGGAGGACAGGCGGUCUCGCCUAUACCCACCAAGUCGCCAAAGUUUAGGUUGUCCUUCUUGGGCAUCAAGCAGGAUCGUGACCAGCAACAGCAGGCAGUAUCGCCCAGUCCAAGCUUGGCCGAGCAACUCAACCAGUCGAGCCAAAGCACGGGCGUAGUCACCGAUGUCGCUCCAGCAAAGUCCAAGCGGAUAGCAUUCGACAUUCCAGGAUCAGCCCCCGAGAGUAAGACUGAGGAUCUAAACAAGGUCAUUGUUGGGUCAAAAGAUGCUGCAGCUCCAGCACCACCCUCGUCGCCACCAGCGUCGCCGACGCGGCGCUCAAGCCCUGGAUUCUUUGCGAAGUUGUUGGAGAAGAAACCCCGAUCCAAGCCCACCGGCGUUGAUCUUUCCAGUACUGUCGCGGUGUCUGAUAACCCUAGACAGGAGAGCGUCGAAGGUCCUGCUUUGGUCAUUACUGAGCAGUCGCCUGCGGAACCAACAGGAAAGGCCACAGAAAUAACGACGACAGUCGUCAAGACAGAGAGGCCGCCCUUGAGCUCAAGAUCUCCUUCUACAUUCGAAGCGGCGGAAAAGUUUAUGACUGAAUCGACCAAGCAACUGGCUGACUGGGGUGAGGAGGCCGUUUCGGGCGUGAUCAAGUCAACAAAAUCGUUCACCUUGAUGAAGACCACACCUGAACCUACGGAAACCGAUCCAGCUCACUUGACGAUCGACGUUACUCUGGAUGCUGCUGGCGUUUCAGAGGACGAGCUGGACAGGAUUCGGACAAUGGACCGUCGCAUCAUACGCGAGAUCGUGUCUAUUUUCGGCACAGGAUUCUACUUUUCGACAGAGUUCAACCUUCUCUCAUCGAUGCAGUUUCGUUCUGACCUUGCCAAGUCUGCACCGCCAAACACCGAGCCACUCUACCGACAUGUGGAUGAGCGGUUUUGGUGGAACAAACACUUGCUCAAAGAACUUAUUGACAUUAAGGCUGAUGGAUACAUUUUACCGGUGAUGCAAGGAUAUGUCGAGAUUGAACCAUGUAUCAUCGAAGAACAGUCGUUCGAGUUCACGCUCAUCUCCAGAAGGAGUCGCGACCGUUCUGGACUACGAUACCAACGCCGAGGUAUUGACGAGCAUGGCAACGCCGCCAACUUUGUCGAGACCGAGCAGUUGCUAAGAAUCGUGCGACAUGAUAGCGAUCACCAAGUGUCGUUUGUACAGACUAGAGGAUCGAUCCCUCUCUUUUGGUCUCAGUCACCUUAUCGACUCAAACCCGUCCCCGUCAUGGAGAGGACUGAACAGGAGAACUAUCAAGGAUUCAGCAACCACUUCGAGAUGCAACAAUCUCGAUACGGUCGGCAGAUAUGUAUCAACCUCGUCGAGCAGCAUGGGCGAGAGCAGGUCGCCGGCUCUGCAUACGUGGAGUUCGACUUUCACGAGCAGUGCAAGGGAAUGCGGUACGAGAACAUUGAGCGGUUGAUCAAGAGUUUAGAGGGCCCUAUCCAGGAACUCGGAUAUUGUUGGCUAGCACCAAGAAACGAAGGCGCGGCGAACAACAGAAAGGAUGGCGAGUCAUGGGAGCGGCUCUACGACCAAAAGGGCGUCAUUCGGACCAACUGCAUGGACUGCCUUGACAGGACAAAUGUUGUCCAGAGCGCCAUCAGUCGCCAUGUCCUGAACCACCAACUACUCCGUCUCGGAAUCGCUUCUUUUCCUGACAAGGGCCUGUCGGUCUACGAAGAGUUUGAGAAUAUCUUUAACCACGUCUGGGCGAAUAAUGGCGAUGCGAUCAGUCGGGAGUAUGCUGGAACGAGUGCUCUCAAAGGCGACUUUACUCGGACGGGCAAGCGGAACCUUCAAGGAAUGAUCAACGACGCCACCAAUUCUGUCGCAAGAAUGUACCAGAACACCUUUAAGGACUAUUUCCGACAGGCUGCAAUCGACUACCUCUUGGGAUCGACUGAUUUGGAUGUGUUCAAGAACUUGCAGACGACUGCCUUUGGAACGGCGGUUGUGCCCGCUCCCAUUCUGCCUCUUCAAGAACCACUGGAACAAGAAAUGUCGACCGCGAACUUGCUGGCAACCGACUCGACUGGCGUAGCAGUAACAGGGUUGCUCCCAUCGCUCAUUCCGCACCCCUCGGAGUCUUUGGCUUCGUUGUCGUCCGAGUCGUCCGGACCAGAAGUGGAUUCGCAGGAAGCAUGGGUCAAGAUCCGAGAGGCCGCGAUUGAGUCGUCUGCCGAGAUUGUCAUUUCGCCUGGCGAGGAAGUGUGGCAGGGCUGGACCUUUGUCUGCUGCUCGAAUGAGAUCAGCAGCGCCCUCACAUCGGCCUCAUCUCCUCAGGCCUCACCCAUACAGCCACUUUCAACCAGCCUAGCUUCGAUGCUCAAGUCCUCGAGCAUGAAGAGUAACUCUGGAACCAACUCUGGCACCGCUGGCGAUGCUUCUGACACCUCAUCAACGGUGUUUUAUGACGAAAAGGUCGUGCUGCUGACAGAGAGGGCGCUUUAUAUUUGCACUUACGACUAUGAGAUGGAGAAGGUUCUAGAGUUCUGGCGGCUGGCUUUGGAAAAGAUGACAGGAAUCGACAAAGGCACCUACUUUUUGACCGCGCAGGACAAGACACCCCAGGGCCAGAAUCCAUUGGAGAACUAUGGAUUUGCAGUUGUGUACCGAGCCAACGCUGGAGGUGAGACACUGAGAGUCAACAGUGGUAGUGUUCGUAACCGCAGGAUGAUGGGCAUGAACCGGACACCACCAACGCUGGGUCAGUUGCAGGAGGAAGACGAGUAUUAUACCUCGGCGGAAUUGAACCUGGAGCAGGUCGAUUCGCGGUCGUCUGGAGGAGGAGCUGAUCUGGAGGAACAAAAUGAUGACAGUCGGUCGGCCAAGAGUAUCUUGAAGGACGAACAGAAGGAUAUCCGGUCUGUGCGGUUCAAGAUUGUCAAGCACCCUGGGACCUCGAUCGUGCCGUAUAUGACUUCGUCAACGACUGACCCUGGUCAAAGCAACAAGGCUAACCCCUCUGGCUACACACGGACCGCCCAGGACUGUGUCGAGUGGGUUGUGACGGAGAUUAUCCAGGCUCGUUGUGAGCUGAUUGCAGUCUCUGAGGGCGUCUCUUCUCCUGUCUCGUCGUCGUCGUCGCAGCAGAGAAUGUCGAGAGCGUUGGAGGCCACCCCACCAGGUCAAGUCCGGAGUCACCACCCACGGUCACCAAGUGAGGAGUACAACUACCAGUCACCCCGGUCGAAACGACGAUCCUCUGUCCAGGUUGAUCUGAUGAUUCGCGAUAGAGACUUGCAGAGCCUCGAGGUUGCUGGCCAGUUGGAGAAGGAUGCCAUGAAAGAGUCAGAAGAGGCUGAGAAGAAGAGAAAGCCCAAGAAGCCGUUCUCUGCCUUCUUUUCGUCGUCAAAGACAUCGUCAUCGUCAUCCUUGUUUCGGAAUGAGGCCGUUACUGCAACAGGAGGAGGAAGUCUUUUGCCGCCACCCAGCAACAACCGGUCCUGGCUCAAGAAAUUCCAGUUUGGACAGGAUACCGAUACUGAGUCGGAUGACGACGAAGAAGGCCACCACUCUCGAUCCCGUCAACGGUCGCCGCGCCCUGCUUCCGUAAAUGCCCCUGUUACCACUACUGUCGUCACGACGACGACGAGCGCCGCCGGUGCUGCUGCUGCUCAGAUCACCGAGGGACAGGAUUUUCAGGCGGCGUCGGCGUCAGUGUCGGCAUCGGCGGAGGAAAGUGGUCGAAGACGAUCGUCCAGCCAGCAGCGGAACAGUGGCCAGGGCGCGUUUGCAAAGUUUAAGCAGGCUGUUAAGAAUCUGUAG
Molecule: messenger RNA, 4623 nt
Organism: Linnemannia hyalina
Lineage: Eukaryota; Fungi; Mortierellomycota; Mortierellomycetes; Mortierellales; Mortierellaceae
Source: the annotation of a GenBank genome assembly